Messenger RNA from Apis florea (little honeybee), 2928 nucleotides. RefSeq names its product ring finger protein murashka (gene mura). Lineage: Eukaryota; Metazoa; Arthropoda; Insecta; Hymenoptera; Apidae. The record is from RefSeq and is a predicted model, not a curated record. Gene Ontology annotation, molecular function: ubiquitin protein ligase activity. Gene Ontology annotation, biological process: protein ubiquitination.
CUUACGGUGAAAUAAGCGAAGUUUGUGAAAGCAUUUGACGUCAGUGACCAAGAACGCUGAUAAUUUUACGACGCAGAUAUCGCUACGCGGAAUAUCAAAGAAUAUUUUUAGUGGUUUAGAAAGAAGAUUGAUUAAACAUAUGAACGCAUUUAGUGGUUUAUGGUUUAAAAUACGGCCUAGAGAAUAUCAGUAGGCCCAUAAUGGGCGGGGUCGUGGCUUGGGUCGAGUGAGAGACAUGGAGCGACCUCAGUGUUCUCAGUGGUGAGCUGCACGGCCAUCGCCGACCGUCGGUUUCGCCUAGCGCAACCAACGUAUUCUGCUAUGACAUCGCUCUGAAAAUCCCAGAUUAUCCCAGUAAAAGAGCGAAGGGGGAGGGAAUGAACGGCCCUGGGAGUCAUCAGCAUCGCGGCUUGGGCAUGCAGGGACGAUACAGGGCCGUAGUAACUGGUGGCACCCCGGCAGGGCCCCACUCUCGCCCCCCAGCGCCACCUCACGCCCGCGGUGGAUGGCAUCCCCAUAAUCAGCAUCCUCAGCACGCCCAGAUACCUCAGCAAUACACCGGCAACAAGGAAUACCCAUAUCGACAAUGUCCACCACCACGCUUCCAUAACGGGGAUUGCCCUGGCGUUGGUACGUCUACCGGGCCAAACGGUAAGGAAGUUUCGUAUCACGGGAACGUAGGCGGGUCUAGUGUGGGAUAUAAACCGCCUCCGCAACAUAGUCCACAAUCGAGAGGUCCACCGACGCACUUUCCACAAGAAUCCGUGGGUCCACCGGCCAAUUCCCCUCCGUUACACAUCAAUAUCUGCGGCCAAGAGAACACGAUGCGCGGUCCAUUAUUGAACAUGAGUCCAGGUCUCGGAGCUAGCAAUGUUGAUAUGGAGUAUCGUAGGAGUUCCCAAGCCACAAAUCAGUUACCUCUGAGUCCUGUACAAAUACAACCAUCGCCACCGUAUUACAGACAACCUAGUCAAGACGAUGGUAGAAAGAGCGAGUCUCCAUCUAGGAAACGUCGUCGAAUAUCUCGUAACGGUGCCGUCUCUGGUAUAGAAGUUCGUGAAACAACACCACCGUCUCCUACACCACCGUUACACACUACUCCACCGCCAUGGGAAUUCUCAGCGGCGCCCCAAAGGCGAUCACCGCGAAAUCAUAUGUCGACACGCGGCAGUCCAACUAUCAGAAAUCGUUAUCAACGAUACACGGAUUCGUUCGGCUUGUCCUAUCCGUUUGUGCCCGGUCACACUCCCCAUCCGCCCAUUCAUAAUUCCCAUCAUGGAAUCCAUAGUUCUCAUCACAAUAUUCACAAUUCGCAUCAUAAUUUACACAAUUCGCAUCAUAAUAUACAUAACGCGCAUCAAACGCAUCCCCAUCAUCCGCCGGGCACAGGACAUCAUCCUGCGCAAGGAGCAAACGGUCCUGUAGUUGUAGAUGUUGGACAAGUUGGUGUUUCCGGUUUAGGAGUUGCUGUUAGCGGAGAACCGCUCUGGCAUCCUCAGGCGACAGGUUAUAGAAUUCCUUGCCAACUGCACGGCUUGUACACACCAACCGGAGCACACGCGUUUGCACAUUCGUGUCAGGUUACGCAUCAUAGUCACUAUUCAGCAGCUCACCCAACCCAUCCAGGUCACAGUUUGGUUGGUUCGAUAGUUGGCGCAACAUCCAGAGGAUAUCCUACACCAACCGGAGGUCCUGUAGCGGCUCUUCAUCAUGCUCACGCACCACCACCACCCGUCCAUACUACUCAUUAUACUGCGCACCAUCAACUUUCUCAACAGCGAGAAGUUGAAUUAGAGUUAAUAGAAUCCCAUCAUCAUCAUAGAGUGGGAGCUGCAGCUGGCGCCCCAUUACCAUUACCACAUUCGUAUUCACCACCGGCUCUCACUCAAGUCACUACUCCCACUCCUACUCCUAUAUUCUUAUCAGAAACGAGGAACAGUCAAUUGGAAAUGAUUCAGACCAGGACUCGACGCACAGCGUCAAAUGUUCACACGCUCAGACGAUCAAGGUCGAGUAGAUGGAGAGGUACGCCUCCGAUACCACCGACUACUUAUUCAGGAUUUUUGUUGCACUUCUUCGCAAUGCUCAGCAACCCACCAUUAUCCCCAUAUAGUCAGGCGGAACUCUCCUCGCCAGAUUCAGCAACAGAAAAUUACGAAGCUCUUUUAUCUUUGGCGGAGAGGCUAGGAGAAGCUAAACCACGAGGAUUGACUCGAGCCGAAGUGGAGCAGUUGCCAUCGUACAAAUUCAAUGCAGAAACUCAUCAAGGAGAUCAAACUAACUGCGUAGUUUGCAUGUGUGACUUCGAAGCUUUGCAAUCGCUGCGUGUUUUGCCAUGUUCGCAUGAAUUCCAUUCUAAAUGCAUCGACAAGUGGCUUAAAUCAAAUCGAACAUGUCCAAUAUGUCGUGGUGAUGCCGGAGAAUAUUUUGGGAAUAGCGGAACCGGUAGCGACUGACGCCAAGCCGCUCAAAUACACUAGCGCCAACUAUCAAGGGUCUCAGGGACGCUACUUGGUACAGAGCUUCCAGCAAUUACAUUGCUAAUUUGUGCAAAUUUUUGUUGACAAGUAUUUCUCGUCUUUUCUCUGACCGAGUUGUGUAUGUUAUGAUCGCCUUGAUUUCGCGAAGAAGAAAGGAUUGAAAAUGAUUGAAGAACGAAAAACAAGAAAAAUACGAGAGAUAAAAAAGAAUAAAAUUCAAAGUAUGUCAGAGUGUUUGGUAUCGAGAAAAGGAUCACACACACGCAAUAAAGGUACACGAUUUAAAAUUACAGCAUGCAACGUUUUUACAAGGCGAAUUAACGUUUCUGCGUUUAUUCUAUUGUUUUUUCUCGGGAAUAGAGAAGUCGAAGAAAGAGGUUAGAAAAAAAAGAAUAAAUAAUAACAUAUAAUGAGCAAAUCAAGAUUAAGAGAAGUGAAGAAAGAGAGA